GAGGUGCCCGGUAGCCCCAGCAACCAAGUCGCACCUGGAGCUGUCCUAGCGCCUAGUUCUCUCCCGGCCGCAGAGCUGGCCACCCAGGGGGAGUCGCAGUGUUUGGAAGAUCUCUCUAACACCUCUCGGCCAACUUCAGAAGUGUAUAAGAUCAGCUUUAUCUUUCCAAAUGGAGACAAGUAUGAUGGUGACUGCACAAGAACAUCUUCUGGAAUCUACGAGAGAAAUGGAAUAGGUAUUCAUACCACUCCUAAUGGGAUUGUCUACACAGGAAGCUGGAAAGAUGACAAGAUGAAUGGUUUUGGAAGACUUGAGCAUUUUUCAGGAGCAGUAUAUGAAGGACAAUUUAAGGAUAAUAUGUUUCAUGGACUGGGGACUUACACAUUCCCAACUGGGGCAAAGUAUACUGGAAAUUUCAAUGAAAAUAGGGUGGAAGGUGAAGGGGAAUAUACUGAUAUCCAAGGACUAGAAUGGAGUGGUAACUUUCAUUUUACAGCUGCUCCAGACCUGAAAUUAAAGCUUCACAUGUAGAUGUGAUGUUAAAUUAAAGUUGAAAUGUAGUAAUUGAAGCUUCUAGUUGUAAGGAAAGCAACUUAAUCUGUUAUAUGAAAUGACUUCAUACACUACCCCUAUAAGUUUGCCAAUAAAACCAUCACUUGCUUACA
Gorilla gorilla gorilla (western lowland gorilla) is the source of this 665-nucleotide messenger RNA. It is a transcript of the gene MORN2, whose product is annotated as MORN repeat containing 2. The transcript has 5 exons. Lineage: Eukaryota; Metazoa; Chordata; Mammalia; Primates; Hominidae. The annotation marks the transcript as partial. The record is from RefSeq and is a predicted model, not a curated record.